AAACAAUAGAUAAACAACGAAAUUAAAUUCUAAAAACCAAAAGAUUAAAAGAGAAAUAGUCAUAUCACAGACACUGAAACAAUUUAAAUGUCUUGGAAGAAAUUAAAUUGUCAACCACAUGAUUUACAGUUAUUGGCUACGCUUUCGGGUGGUCAAAGUUUCAGAUGGACCCACAACACAGAAACAGAUGAAUGGACAGGCAUAUUCUCAAAAACAGUUUGGAAACUCAAACAGGCUGACAACUGUUUGUUAUACCAAGUACUAGGUAGUUUAUUGAACUUUCCAGAAAACAAUGGCAGUAAUAACAAAAAAACAAAUUUCAAAAAGUUGUUAGAAAAUUACCUGAGGUUAGAUUAUGAUCUCAAAGAAUUAUAUAAAGACUGGUCUAAUAAAGAUGAGCUAUUCAAAUCAGCUGGCCAACAGUUCUACGGAGUAAGGAUGCUUAGACAAGAACCUGUUGAAAAUCUUUUCUCAUUUAUUUGUAGCCAAAAUAAUCAUAUUUCAAGGAUAUCGAGUAUGGUGGAAAAGCUGUGCACAAAUUAUGGUGAAGAAAUCUGUAAGCAUGAAAAUACUGUGCAUUACUCCUUCCCUGAUAUUGAGAAAUUGGAGUGCCCAAAAGUUGAAACACAACUAAGAAACCUAGGGUUUGGAUACAGAGCGAAAUUCAUACAAAAAUCAGCCUCACAAAUAGUUGAAUGGGGUGGUGCAAAAUGGUUUGACGGUCUUCAGAACAUGAAGUACAAAGAUGCUAAAUGUGAACUCAUGAAAUUACACGGAAUCGGACCUAAAGUCGCCGACUGCAUUUGUCUUAUGUCACUAAAUCAUCUCGAAGCACUGCCAGUGGACACGCAUGUUUAUCAGAUAGCAGCCCAGAACUAUUUACCACAUUUACGAGGAAAGAAGAAUGUAACAGAAAAGAUGUACACAGAAAUCGGAGAUCAUUUUAGAACGCUCUAUGGUGAUAUGGCUGGGUGGGCUCACACUAUUUUAUUCUGCUCAGAUUUAAAGAAAUUCCAGCUUGGUGAUAAUUCUCAAGUAAAUGAAUGCUCAAAACCGAAAAGAAAAAGAAAAAAGUAAUACCUACAUUUAA
Molecule: messenger RNA, 1090 nt
Organism: Bombyx mandarina (wild silkworm)
Lineage: Eukaryota; Metazoa; Arthropoda; Insecta; Lepidoptera; Bombycidae
Gene: Ogg1
Product: 8-oxoguanine DNA glycosylase
Biological process (GO): nucleotide-excision repair; base-excision repair, AP site formation; base-excision repair
Cellular component (GO): nucleus
Molecular function (GO): 8-oxo-7,8-dihydroguanine DNA N-glycosylase activity; damaged DNA binding
Source: RefSeq, a predicted model, not a curated record